Bemisia tabaci is the source of this 4459-nucleotide messenger RNA. Its product is annotated as retinol dehydrogenase 12. The record is from RefSeq and is a predicted model, not a curated record. Lineage: Eukaryota; Metazoa; Arthropoda; Insecta; Hemiptera; Aleyrodidae.
ACUUUUGUAAACAAACGAAGGACGAGAGGGCGAACAUUCAAUUCGAGUGAAGAGUUUCUCAUCAAUUUACCAUUUUAGUGCAUUCCUCGGCAUAUCUUUUCGUGGCGACGUAAGAUCUCCAUUUGUGUCAUCGUGAAAUCUUUACUCAGUUAACUAUGGUGGCCACCGCUGUCUACAUCGUCGUUCCUACUGUGAUCGCCAUUUUAUACUCCAUACGCAAAUACCGGGUAUCGAAAUGGGGUGUUUGCACGGUCAACAAAUCCCUUCAAGGCAAAGUAUUCAUCGUUACUGGGGCAAACUCUGGUAUCGGUAAGGAGACUGUGAAGGGUCUAAUCAAGCGUAAAGCCCGAGUCAUCAUGGCUUGUCGGAACAUGAACUACGCCAAAGCUGUCGUUGAGGAAAUUCGACGCUCAGUGACCACAGGCGAACUGAUCCCCAUGCAUCUUGACCUAGCAUCUUUCUCAUCAGUCAGAAGUUUUGCUGAGGAGGUUAAAUCCACUUUUCCCCAAGUCCAUGUUUUGAUCAACAAUGCUGGAGUUUACACCAAUGAGAUUCAAAGAACUGAAGAUGGUUUUGAAUCGCAGCUUCAAAUAAAUCAUCUUGGACAUUUUCUCUUGACCAAUCUGCUGCUUGAUCAACUCAAAAAAUCAGCACCCAGUCGGGUAGUGAUUGUCACAUCAACUCUGCAUGAAACAGGAGUCAUCGAUUUUGAAAACCUUAAUGCUGAGAAAGGAUGGCCAAAAAAUAAUACAAGGGCUGGCUAUAAAAACUCAAAGCUGGCUAACAUGUACUUUUGCCAGGAGUUAACAAAAAGGUCGGUCGGAACAGAUAUCUCUGUCUUUGCAGUGUGCCCAGGACUUUGCUACACAAAUCUUUUCAAGAACAUGAAAUGGUACCACUACAUUUUUGCUCUACCCGUAGCUUUCCUGUAUCUUCGAUCUGCUGAACAGGGAUGUCAAACUGUACUGCACUGUGCCAUCUCAGAAGAUCCGAAUCUUGAAUCUGGUUUAAUGUAUCGAGACUGUGAAGUGUACAAAUCUCGACAUCAGUUCUCUCCAGAAAUUGCGGAAAAAUUGUGGGAAUAUUCAGCAAAAGCUGUUUCGCUUUAAGCUCUUGCUAUUUCAGCUUUCCUAAACUGCACUGUCUUUUGUCAUUUCGUUUGUCCCUUCAUUGUCUUCUGAUGAUUCAUCUUGUGAGGUUUAAAAUACUACUGGCCUCAUUUUUAAGGAAACUUCCUCCAAGUUUACUCUAAAUGAAGAAUGCUUCUAACCAGAGGCUGCGUAAAUGUUGACAAAGCUUAUUUUGAAAUGUCAUGAUUCUAUUGUGGCCUUUAAAGUUUCCAAAGUUUUUCUAUUUAAGUCCAUCCCUCUUUUAUGGAAUCAAUCUUAAUUACACUUGAAAAUUAUCAUUGAUGUAAACUAGUACCAAGCUCUAUGUAAAUAUCUGCCCGUGGUUUUUUUGUAAUAACUUGAUGAUUUUAAACAAACAUGACUUAUCAGCCACUAUUAAAGGGGACAUCAACCUAUAAAACAAAUUGAACCACUUUGAAAGCUUUAAGAAUGCAACAAGAUUAUUUUUAAUGAAAGCUCUUGGAGACAGCUCCACAGAAGCCAAAAUGUAAUACUAAAUGAUUCAGCAUUAUCAUUAUUUGAUUUAUGAUGUUUUUUACAACCUCUAAAAUUGAAUGAUCCCUGAAAAACAUAUUUUUCUAAUGCCACUGUAAAGGAAAGCAGAUCUAAAAGCGAAUUUUUGGUAUUUUUGCACAUGUUUGCUCAUGAAUGUGUGGGGCAGCCAUUAGGGAGCAUUUGAUAUGACGGACAUUGUGCUGCACACUGUUAUCAUGAGGAGGAAUUCGAUUUCUUUAAUCUAUCUCGUUUCCUUGGCUGGCAAGGAAACGAGAGCUCUCCCAAAGUAACACAGUUAGUGUUACAUCAUUUCUAUUAAAUACUGUGAGUAAAAUUGCAGAAAAAUUCUCUUAUUAGCCUGGUUUUUCUUCAAAAUGACACGCAAUAAGUUCAAUUUUUCAACCUUCCUUUAGGAGGUUGUAAAGAACAUCACAUCAAAUAAUAAAAAUGUAUCCUGUGCUUUACCCUUGGGUUUUAUAUACAGGGCUCUUUACCACCAUUUUCUGUUUUUUGGAACUUCAUAAUUGGCAUUGCUAAAUUUUCCAGAAUUGUAUUUUAUGUGCGUACCUACAAUCAAGUGCUGAUACUUAUCCACCCCUCGAGUACUGCUGUUCUGUGAUGAAAAUAUGUUGAAAUGUAUUCAGAGAAAUUUUGCAACUGCCGUUACAAAAAUUAAAAUGUCAGCACCAUGGGUUUGUCUACAGAUAAAGAGAUUUCAAUUGAAAAAUUCUAAGUUCUUUGGUUAGGCACUCUUUGAAACGGAAGGUGAAGCAAAACUCGGUACCUUAAUGAUAAUACUAUCGACUCUGAUUAUCUUAUGUUGUCACAUGCUCGCCCACCCCUCUGCAAAAAUACCUCUGGUUUGACUGGGAAUGCUCAUGAAAGAGUUUUUACUUUUGCCAUUUGGACGUAUUUAUGCUAAAAGGAACUACCUAUGUUGCGUGCAAACUCUAUGCUUAUAGUUCCUCUUAGCAUAAAUACGUCCAUUUCUUAUUCUUUGUUGAUCAGGACAUGGCACCAACACCAAUUUUUGAGUUGAUUUCUCCUUUAAUAAUUAUGUAUACUUACUUAAUUUUAAAAUAAAAAUAGUCAUGGCUACUUCAUAAAAUCAGAGUAAAAAGUAACUAAAGAACGAAAUGUGUUAAUCUUUGUUAUCAUUUUUCACUCAUUUGUCAAGAAUGCAUUAAUGUGAUCUGGAUCUCUUAUUUCAUGAAGAUGCUAUAAUUAGUUCAGUGCCUCGUAGUUUUUUAUCUCAGAUCUGCAGAUAGAGUUUAAAGAAACUAUCCCAAUUUUAUAUUAUCUUAGGUGCCAUUGGAUUUUCUACAAGUUAGUUGUUCUUUUCAAUCCCAUGAAUCAAACAAGGAAGGCUGAGAAUUUUUAGUUCAAGAUCAUAAAAUUUUAAAAUUAAAAAGAAUAAGUACGUAAAAAAAGUUGUCUCAUAAAAUGAAGAGGGAAUUUAACUGUCACUCAUAUAUUGACAAAGUUAAAAAUUUGGAUUUUUUAAAGAUAAUUCAAGCUCCAAUCUGAGUUAUUAGUAUAUUGAUUUUAAGAGAUUUCUGUCCUGAGUAAAUUAAUCUUGUAUCAGUAAAGAUCCCCUCAUUCGUAAGAACUAGGUGAAUCACUUUCCCAAUUCAUCAGUUUUGUAGAUGCAUUUGCCACAAAUGAGAAUUUACAAAUUGUUUUUUCUUCUUCAGAAUAAUUAAAGUCUCAUUUAGAAAUCAAAACACUGAAACUACUGAGCAUUGAUAUUCUUACCCUCCCCCAGGAGGCAUUGUAUCAUGAUAGUGUUGACUAAGCUGUAAAGACAUGAAGAAGCCAGUAAACUUACUCCUUGCUAUGAAGCACAGUUACUUUUAGCUUAUUUUUUAGGUCUUGUAAUAGAGUUUUUUCUUUAGCUGAAAAGUGUUAACUAGUCAAGUCAAAAUAGUAUAGCAGGCCCACUCAUUAGUUCCCAAAAUACAUCAUUUUAUAGAGUCGUUUUCGUCCCUUCUUUGGAUGUUGUUUAUCUAAGUACAUUUUGAAUGUUCUGUAUUUUCUCUCUCCACCGAGUUAUUUCUGCAAAGAAGGAUUUAGUGCUUCUGUACGCCAUGUAGGUAUGUGAGGAUUCAAUGCACCCUGUAGACAACCUUAAGUCUGGUUCAAAGUCAAUCAAUUUAAUUCAGUCUAUUAGUGUAUUCAUUUCUUUUCGAUUUUCGAAUGUAGAUUUUUUGACAGAGAAGCAUGGGUAUAGGUAAAAUUUUCUGUUGAUAUUCCUCUGGAAAUAUCUUCUCUCAUUGAUCAGUGGAAGCCAAAUGGUAAACAUCUGUCACUGUAAUCAGAUCUAAAACAAGGAUAAGAUAAGCUUUGAAUUUGAUCUCGUAGGAAUGAGUGUAACAGAUUUAUUGAGUUUAUAACCAGAGAGCCUGUCAAUGGUAGUAGUCAUUGAUAACCUAACUUUAAAUGACAUCACACCCAGUAGAAAUCCUCAUAAAGUAGUAAGCAAAUUUAGGUGAAAUCAUACGUAAGUGAAGAAAUAAAAUUCAAGGCAUCUAAUACCAUCAAGUGUAUCCUAUAACAAAUAAUUAAAUUGCUUUCAACUAUUAAAAUUAAUGCGUCUUGUAUACUGAAGUAUGGUUUCUGAAAAGAGAUUUUGUGAUGAAAGCGGUACCUAAUGUGCACUAUUUGUGUGAUUUGUUAUUUUAUUGUGAACUGGAAAAGCCAAUACGUAAGUAAGUAGGGUCCAUCUUGUCUUUUAAAGAGCUACUCUUGUCCCACAGUUUUAUAUUAUAAUUUCUUUGUUGUGAAUUAUUCAAUUUAAGUUCUAGAUCAAUAAAUUUGUGAAAACUUUUCUGAAA